GUCAGUUUGGUCCCCUGGUUCCCGUGGCCAAGAUGGAUCUGCUGGCGGCCUAUGCAUCGAGCGACGACGAAGCAUCGUCGACGACCAAGGUGACGACCCUGGCGGUAGUGAACUCGACGCCAGAUGUACUCGUGCCUUUGAGGAAGACCGAGCUUUUGGCAGCUAACGCAAAGGUGCUGACGUUGAACCAGCCCAUUGCCGCGACGUCGGCGCGAGUGUUGGGACCUCAGAAUCCAUUUCAGCGCCACGCGCCAGUCCAAGUGGGAGCUGGUCGUGAGAUUGUCACUGGCGUAGUUGAACGCACUGAGAUGGAAGACUUUUGCUUUGACGAAGAAUACAACCAGCAGCAAUUUCGCCAUGCUGGUCCGCCGCAACCGAAGCGGCCCAAGACGAAGGCUUGUGCAACGUACCAGAAGGACGUCGGGUCCGAAGCCGAGCAUGGUAUUUGGGCGCCUUUCUCGAAGGAGAACAUGUUCUGGGUCCCUUCGGACAAGGAGCGAGGCACGAUGACGGAAGCACAAAAGGAGCUCCUGGCCGAGAACGAAGCGAAGAAGGCGUCGAGGAACCGCGAAGAAGAGGCUGACAUGGACUUCGACCGCAUGAUCGAACGCAAGGUGGCGCACUUGUUACCGCCCCGCCUUGCUGCUGGUGCCACAGCGAUGGAGCCCAAGACGGCUUACCUGGACGAGGAAGAGUUUGACUACCAAGGCCGUUCGUGGGUCGAUCAGUACCCUCGGGACCUCAAACCCGGCGAACACAAGGUGUACUUGCCGAAGAAGCCGUUGUUCCAGUUCGAGGGCCACACAAAGGGUGUGCAAGCGAUCGAGCUCAUUCCCAAGUACGGCCACUUGUGUCUCAGUGGGAGCUUGGAUGGCACGGUGCGCAUCUGGGAUAUGAACAAUGAGCACAAGUGCAAGCGCAUCUACCAAGGCCAUAAGGACGCCGUGCGCGCCAUCAACUUUGCCCCUGACGGCAAAACGUUCCUGACCGCGAGUUUCGAUCGGUACCUGCGGCUGUGGGACACCGAGACCGGCCAAGUCAAGCACACGUUUACCAACCGACGCGUGCCGUACUGCAUCAAGUUUCACCCAGACGAGAGCGAUCAGUUUGUGAUUGGGGAUUCAAACCACAUGAUCGUCCAGUUCGACGUGCGGAGCGGAGGUACGAUGCCGUCGCUGCAUCGUCUCGGUGAUCACCACAGCACUCUUGUAGAAAUCGUGCAAGAGUACAACCACCACUUGCAAACAGUCAACGCCGUCACGUUCGUGGACGAUAACCGAAGAUUUGUGUCGACAUCAGACGACAAGAAGAUUUUGAUCUGGGAGUGGGGAAUCCCCGUGCCGAUCAAGUACGUGUCCGAGCCAGGGAUGCACUCGAUGCCGUCGACGACGCUGCACCCGAGCGGCUCGUAUUUUGCCGGCCAGUGUCUUUCCAACCAAAUCGACGUGUACACGGCGCGAGACAAGUUUAAACUCCAGCGCAAAAAAGUGUUUCGUGGCCACUCGUGCUCGGGGUACGCGUGCCAAGUGAACUUUUCUCCGAACGGACAGUACGUCGUGAGCGGCGACGGUGAAGGCCACGUCGCGUUCUGGGACUGGAAGACGACCAAGAUGUACAAGAAGAUGAAAGCGCACAACGGACCGACCAUGGGCGUCGCAUGGCAUCCGAUCGAGCCGUCGCGAGUCGUUACGUGUGGGUGGGAUGGCUUGAUCAAGUGCUGGGACUAGGGUGCAAGCCCAAGCGUGCACCAUGGCCGGUCUCCAUCGACCGCUUCAACACUCUGAAACUCUCUUAAUCUAAUCGAUACAUGAAAAGAUCUGUCUUCUUCAUGCUCCAUCUCUGGUGCAACCUUCGUCGUGGACGCCUCCGCGGUGUGGUGUUGUGCGCGAUGAGUGGGUGGAACCCUUGCUGCUUAUCCUUGCCACCUAGACCUGACACAACGACGGUACCAGACUUCACGGGUGCCAUCAUUGCUCGUCACCAAUACAGCGCCAAACUCGAUGUCCACCGGGAUGGAAGCAGACCAACGCAAUGGUGGGUCAGCUGACGACGACUCGCGCGUUCCGGCCGUCGUGCUCCAUCGUACCAAGUCGUGA
Molecule: messenger RNA, 2096 nt
Organism: Aphanomyces invadans
Lineage: Eukaryota; Oomycota; Saprolegniomycetes; Saprolegniales; Verrucalvaceae
Exons: 7
Coding region: 33-1727 (564 amino acids)
Biological process (GO): mRNA splicing, via spliceosome
Cellular component (GO): catalytic step 2 spliceosome
Molecular function (GO): mRNA binding; protein binding
Source: RefSeq, a predicted model, not a curated record